Molecule: messenger RNA, 948 nt
Organism: Acipenser ruthenus (sterlet)
Lineage: Eukaryota; Metazoa; Chordata; Actinopteri; Acipenseriformes; Acipenseridae
Product: taste receptor type 2 member 42-like
Exons: 1
Coding region: 1-948 (315 amino acids)
Biological process (GO): sensory perception of taste; G protein-coupled receptor signaling pathway
Cellular component (GO): membrane
Molecular function (GO): G protein-coupled receptor activity
Source: RefSeq, a predicted model, not a curated record
AUGGAUUUCAUCUCAGCCCUCACAGCUGUCAUUGCCAAUGGACUGCUUGUUGUUCUAGGCCUCACGGGGAAUGUCUUCAUCAUUAUUUGCAAUUUGUUUUUCAGAAGCAGCGGUGAGAAGCUCCACAUGGGUGACAUGCUGGUGAGCUGCAUUGCAGUGUCCACUGUGGCUUUAGAUGUCUCUCUCUACCUGUCCAUGGUGCUCUUUCUUCUUGGUGGAAUGUGCCCAAACUCCAAUUUGACAAUGCAAAUAAGUACGUUCUUCAUAAUCGUGGCACUUAGUUUGAACAGCUGGCUCAUCACCUGGCUCUGUGUCUAUUACUGUGUGAAGAUUGUCAACCUGAACAAUAGGGUUUUCCUCAGACUCCAGCAGAACAUCUCCACUGUGAUCUGUUGCUGUCUCGCCGGGACUCUGCCAAUAAUCUUCUUACUAGGUUCUUUUCCUUUCAGUGCUGCUGUGGUCAACCACAGUGGGAACUCAACCACGCAAAACAACUCAUGUCCACCUACUGAAACAAUGUCCAAUGACCUGGGACAAGUAACCGUGCCUCUUUUUAUAAUGCAGAAUAUCGUUACUCUUGUUUUGAUGAUGUCCUCUUGCUGUACCAUCGUUGUGUUUUUGUAUGGGCACAUCAGACAGAUGCAGUUGAGCUCUCCUGACAUCUCCGGCUCCAGCCAGGAGAACAUCAUCCGCCUAGCUAAAAAGAUAAUGGUUCUAGCUCUGCUGUACCUGACCUGCACCAUAUAUGGGACGCUUCCUGCAAUUAUACAAGAAAUUAAAUACAACAAAGAAUAUGUCCUUGUUUUGAGUUUGAUGUGCUCUGUAACCUGUUUGGGUGUCACUGCGACUCUAAUAGCUGUGAAUUCCAAGCUCAGGCAAAAAGCUUUGUCUUGUAUGAAUGGGCUAAGAGGAUUAUCGGAUCCCUCAGUGUUCUCAACAAACCUGUGA